GAGAGAACGAGAGAAGAAGAUCAAAAAGAGAGAAGAGCUACCAAGAUGCAAGCUGCCGGAGUUCCAAUCCCGUACCAGCUCCACCAAAGAAAUCUACCAGGAUUAAAAUCUCGGAGGAGCUUCGCGGGGAUUUGCUCCAGGAGGAUCAAUCGAGUGGCGACUCUAGCAGCGAAGCCAGACGACGAAGAUUAUGUCUCCUACGAGGGCGAGCAAUCCGUUUUCCCGGCCGAAGCGGGCGAAGAGGUCGGGACUUCGGUCGAAGGCUUUGGAAAAGAGGUGAAGCCCAAGCCAUCGCCACCGAAGGAAGUGAAAGCCGUGAAGCAGCCUGAUCGCGAUUACGUCGACUACAAAGAAAAAAAAACUGUGUUCCCGGGAGAGGCCUGCGAUGAACUUGGCGGAGAUUUCUGUGAGUCUGAGUACCAGGAAGGCGUCUUUCCAGAUAAGGUUGCUUCAAAGAAGUAGUGUACCUGUAACGAUGGUCUGCUGAUUACAAUUCAAAUCGACUUUCUUCA
Messenger RNA from Selaginella moellendorffii, 512 nucleotides. RefSeq names its product light-regulated protein, chloroplastic. The record is from RefSeq and is a predicted model, not a curated record. NCBI's taxonomy places the organism in Eukaryota, Viridiplantae, Streptophyta, Lycopodiopsida, Selaginellales, Selaginellaceae. Gene Ontology annotation, cellular component: chloroplast. The coding region runs from base 46 to 462 and encodes 138 amino acids. The transcript has 3 exons.